AUGAAGAUCAACCCCGCUCCGUUCCAUUUGGCACAGGCCAUCAUCACCGGCCUCGUCGUCCUCUUCAGCAUAUGCAUUCUCGGCACUUCAGCACACACCCUAAAUGUCUUCAACAAGCAACAUCUCACAAACCCUUGGUGGGCACCGAUGUGGCCUCAGCACUUUGAUGUGCAAGGAACCAAAGCGCUUAUCGCAUCGUCCGUCGUGACCUUGGUUCUCUGUGGUGCUUUCUUGAUCGCAUCAUUUAUGCCUCAGCUCGCCCUUCGUCAGAAAUACACUCUCCGCGCUCUCCUCUCUCUCGCCACCCUCCUUCCUACUCUUCUCCUUACUCUAAUCACAACGAUCUGGGCACACAUGCUCAACAACAACGCCCCGGAAGUUGAUACCAUCCAAACCUGGACCUGCAAGAUGCAGAACUCACAACCACUUACUCAGGAUUUGCCAGGCGACAUCGCUAUGCCGGCUGGCAUGGGUAAUGGAGACUUCAAGACCCUUUGCGGAGCAAGCAAGUUUGCGCUUGCCGGCACGCUGAUCGUAUUUCUGCUCGUAGGUGCAAGCAUGGGUGUUACGAUCAUUACUUGGAUGGCGGACAAGUGGGCAGCCAGGCAACAGAGGAAGGAAGUUGAGAUGGGCAACAUUCCUGUGCCUACAUCGUAG
Molecule: messenger RNA, 657 nt
Organism: Alternaria atra
Lineage: Eukaryota; Fungi; Ascomycota; Dothideomycetes; Pleosporales; Pleosporaceae
Exons: 2
Coding region: 1-657 (218 amino acids)
Source: RefSeq, a predicted model, not a curated record